UAAACAUAACCUUAAACCUAAAAUUCUGCCAAUGACUUCAUGACUUGUCAAAUAUUUGAAUCAAAUCGAAGGCUUCAGUGAGUUGAUAUUCAUUUUUGGAUUUAUUUUCAAUAAGAAAUGGGUCAGAGUCAGUCAGGCGGUAGUGGCGGUGAUAAAAAGGAAGAGAAAGAUAAAAAGAAAAAAUAUGAGCCCCCAAUUCCUACACGAGUUGGUAAGAAGAAACGCCGUACAAAGGGGCCCGAUACUGCCCUCAAGUUACCGGCAGUUACCCCGCAUACUAGGUGUCGUCUAAAGUUGCUGAAACUAGAAAGAAUUAAAGACUAUUUGUUGAUGGAGGAAGAGUUCAUUCGCAAUCAGGAGAGACUGAAGCCACAGGAAGAGAAGAACGAAGAAGAAAGAUCUAAAGUAGACGAUUUAAGAGGAACACCUAUGUCAGUAGGAAAUCUUGAAGAAAUAAUUGAUGAUAACCACGCUAUUGUUUCCACGUCUGUGGGAAGUGAACAUUAUGUGAGCAUUUUGUCUUUUGUUGAUAAAGAUCAGCUCGAGCCUGGUUGCUCUGUACUUCUUAAUCACAAAGUACAUGCUGUAGUUGGUGUGUUAGGUGAUGAUACUGAUCCUAUGGUAACAGUAAUGAAAUUAGAAAAGGCUCCACAAGAAACAUACGCAGAUAUAGGAGGUCUUGACAACCAAAUUCAAGAAAUUAAAGAGUCGGUGGAAUUACCGUUGACACAUCCUGAAUACUAUGAAGAAAUGGGUAUUAAACCACCGAAAGGUGUUAUCUUAUAUGGUCCUCCAGGAACUGGCAAAACACUUCUUGCAAAAGCAGUAGCCAAUCAAACAUCAGCUACUUUUCUGAGGGUGGUGGGGUCAGAACUAAUUCAGAAAUAUUUAGGAGAUGGCCCUAAAUUGGUUAGAGAACUAUUUAGAGUUGCUGAAGAACAUGCUCCGUCCAUUGUUUUUAUUGAUGAAAUUGAUGCGGUUGGAACAAAAAGGUAUGAUUCAAACUCUGGAGGUGAGAGAGAGAUACAACGUACAAUGUUGGAACUCUUAAAUCAGCUGGAUGGGUUUGAUUCCAGAGGGGAUGUAAAGGUGAUAAUGGCAACAAACCGAAUUGAAACACUUGAUCCAGCACUUAUAAGGCCAGGGCGUAUAGAUAGGAAAAUUGAAUUUCCACUGCCCGAUGAAAAAACAAAGAAAAGAAUUUUUAAUAUACACACAUCCCGUAUGACUUUGGCCGAAGAUGUCAAUUUGCAGGAAUUGAUUAUGGCAAAAGAUGAUCUAUCUGGAGCUGAUAUUAAGGCCAUUUGUACUGAAGCUGGAUUAAUGGCUCUCAGAGAAAGAAGGAUGAAAGUGAUGAACGAAGAUUUCAAAAAAUCAAAAGAAAACGUGUUAUAUAGAAAGAAAGAAGGUACACCAGAGGGUCUCUACUUGUAAAAGUUACACAAAAUUAUUUCCCAUUAGUUCCCGCUUUUUAUUACAUACUUACUUUGUGAAACAUUUAUAAAAAUAAAUAAUUUAAUAUUUAAAUACU
Sitophilus oryzae (rice weevil) is the source of this 1531-nucleotide messenger RNA. It is a transcript of the gene Rpt2, whose product is annotated as 26S proteasome regulatory subunit 4. The coding region runs from base 118 to 1434 and encodes 438 amino acids. Gene Ontology annotation, biological process: proteasome-mediated ubiquitin-dependent protein catabolic process. Gene Ontology annotation, cellular component: proteasome regulatory particle, base subcomplex. Lineage: Eukaryota; Metazoa; Arthropoda; Insecta; Coleoptera; Curculionidae. The record is from RefSeq and is a predicted model, not a curated record. Gene Ontology annotation, molecular function: ATP hydrolysis activity; ATP binding; proteasome-activating activity. The transcript has 8 exons.